UUCACUACCUCGCGCGCUCCGCCACCGCACGGCCGCGCCACUCCCGCGCACCUAACAUCCACAUUCACAAAAACUCGUUCAACAUCCGUUCUCGUGACCACCGAUAAUAAAAUUUUGACAAUAUUGUAACCUUUAUUCUGACAAUUGGUGCCGGUUAUGUCAAUUCUUUACGCUAGCCAGUAUUGUGAUCUUCUACGGAUAGACAUCCUUUGGUGAAGUGUGUUUUCGUUUGUGGAUUGAGUGCAUCAGACUGUAAAGGAGAAGAAUCCGAGGAUACUUUCACUGGACUGAAAGUCGCUCAACAUUCUUUCGGAUUACUUCUUUGGCCCAUUUUCAAACUAAAAACAGAAUGCCAGUUACGUGAUCAACCGACGGUAUUCUAAAGGCAAAAUGUCACCAGUAUGCCAUAAUUUUGUUCAGAACGCGUGGAAGAAGGAUUUCUGCUCAAACUGCUUCAAGUCUCGCGAGGAACAUGCCAAGCAGGAACGGACCACAGAGGGUGCAAAAUACCUCGCCACGCCGUUCCAGAACAGAAGCAAUUUCUUCAAGAAAACACCACCAAGUAUCUUAAAAUCGAAUCCAAAAAAGAAGAAUAAACGAAACGUACGAUUUCCCGCAGAAGUAUGCAGCGUUAUUGGCUUUGGAGGCGAUGACUGGUCUGAUGGAGAAGAAUUUGAGGUCUCAGAGGAUAAUGAUGACGAAGAUCCUUUCCCAGAUACAGAGGAGGAAAGAGAACUUCACAAGAUUACUAAGUCUAACACUGACUUUAAUACUGUUAAAGCCAAUCUAUUGGGAGACUCAGUAGCUAAGUCUUACACUUCAUUGCUUCUAGGCAAGGUGCAAACAGAUUCUGCCGGAAAGAAAAAAACAUUAAUGGUAUCAGUAACUCCAUUUGGCUCAGAUAACAAGAGUCCUACAGCAAAAUCGCAUAUGCGGAGUACUGCCGCUGUUAACAUGUCAGAUACAUCAACAGAAGACAAUUCGUGCUACAAAACUAACAUCAUAUUAUCAACUCACAUUAAAGAGUCUGAAACUAUUAUUAGUUCUGAAGGUGUAAAUACGGAUGGCAUCUGUACAGAAAAGUCCUUAUUGGAAGAGAUAUCAGAGACCCUUAAACAAAACAGAAUUACUAAUACUUCCGAUUUAAAUUUUACUCAGUCAGACAGCGAUAAGCCUACAGUAGUGGAAGGGAAAAUGAAGGAAAGCAUGUCAGACGACUUCGACAAAAAAGAUAUGACUGAAACUAAAAAGAACAGUCUUGCAAGAAAGUCACCCGUGCCUAAAACACAAGAAAGACCUAAAGUAAACCUCAGCAGACCAGAGUUCAAAUUCUGUAAAAUAAACAUUGAAAGUAGCAGUGUAGAUUCUGCAGUUGGUACUCUCAAUUCAACCGCAAACAAUUCCUUGGCUUCAGACGACGAAAGCGUCAGUGGUCGCACUGAUUCAGACAAUGAUGAUAGUGGCCACUUUUCAGAGAGCCCUAAAUGUGACGAAACUGUUAAAAUUAAAGUAUUCAAUGAAGGUGAUAAGAAUAUUAAAAUGUCGCCUAUCAGCCAGCUCAGAAAAGCUGAUGGACAGGCAAAUACUGGUUAUACAACAUUCCAGGCGCCGAUCAUUGAUAUGCCUGCAAUUAUACCCAAGCCCCUAGGACAUAUAUUCUCUGCAGAAGCUAGUCGAGAACUUGCCGGUGAACCAGAUGGUAGAGCAGACCCCGACGAACCCACUGAAGCACCAGCUCUGCCAAAAAGUCCUGUCCCUACCAUGGACCCUCGUCCUUCAUUUUUACAUGGCAUGAUUAGUGAUAUCAUUCCAACAUCCAAACCCGCUGUGCCUGAAAAACCGAAGAUACCAGUAAAACCUGUCAUUAAACAAACAACAAAGAAAAGUGUCUUGGCUCACCAACAUCAUACAGUAAUGCAUUUACAGAUAUCGAAAAAAGAGGAUGAUGAAAGCGCUAGAUGUCUGAGUGAAGAGAAAAACAAUGAAAUCACUGAAGUUCAAGAAGAUAAACCGGAACCUAUUUACUACGCUAAACCAGUGCUAACGAAGCAAGACAGCGACACAUCCUUACAUAGCCUCACCAAACGAAAAGCUCCUACACCACCGUCAUCACCUACCGUGGAAGAAUACUCGAACAAUAUUUACCAAAGAAAUCCAAGCGGAUUCAUGAAAUCUGAUUCACCAGUCGUGAGAGAAAUGGAAAAAAGGGAAAGAGCUACAUUGGGAUCUGUACCCAAACCACGGUCUGUUGAAGAGCCCGUACAAAAUAAAAAGGUUGAAGUAACCCCAGAGCCAGCUCCGCGACGAAAUAUUUCGCUUUCGCACGAUAACUUACUUAUUGAUGAGAAGCGUAAAGGUAAAUACAAAUUCUCUAUAAAAAAAUUACUUCGCAUAGGAUCGUCUAAGGACCUGGAUAAGAAAGAAUUAAGUAUUCCUAGUCCCGUCAAAGUGUCAAAUAAGCCUGAGGAGCUUUACGAUUAUGCGCCAAAACCAAAACCACGUCUUGUUAUCAUUCAUCCUUUGGACAUAAAUGGGUCAAACGUCGAAGUGGUGAAACCAAAUGAGAUUACAGAGCUGCGGCGUUUAAGUCAUGAUGACGCAUCGUCAGUUUACAGUGGCAACAGUUCUACAACCGAAAGUGAAAUUAUGAAGAUUGUGAACAAACCUCCUCCGCCACCAAGACAGCUGAGUGAUGACUCCAAAACUGUAUCCCCGACUCCAAAACCAGCUCGUCCACCGCCACCAAAAUCGGUUGCUUUACAAAAAAAACAGAAACAACAAACUUGGGCAACACCACAGAACAAGAUUGACAAUAUUUAUGCAAACUUAGGUGAAAUCCGAUCAGCACUUGCUCCAAGAAAACCAGAACGAACAGCAAGUAUGCGCGAACGAGAAGCACGUUUAGAACUGCCUAAACGUAGAAACGCCAUAGACGACGACAAAGACGAAGUUGACGACGAACCAGAAGAAUUGGUACAAGCUACUAACGAGACAGUCAUACAUAAUUACGAUGAUGUUUAUAACUCUAACAAGUAUGAAGAGGAAACUUGUGAUUCGGCUAAAAACAGUGACAGUGACUAUGAGUACGUUCACCACGCAAGGUCAAGUUCCCCGGAAUGCGAUUCAUCUAUUAAGCCUAGAGAAAACACACAAGGAGUUGAAGUACGCAAAAGCGAUGGAGAACACGGCACUGACUUCUCUAAAUAUGGCAACGGAGUCUUCAACAGAUCAUCUAUUCCUUAUUGUGGUAGCGAAACAGAGUCCGAGAUUUAUUCUCCAUACAGUUUUUACAGUUCAACAGAUGCUAUUGACAGCCCCACAAAUGAUGAUUACCAAAAUGACUUGACUCCAAAGGCAACAACAAAUAAGCUAAGAGUACGGAAGGGAAGGAGCGUAGUUCACAGAAACUUGGAAGAUAAUUACGGUGCAGUUGUUAUUGCGAACCAUGAAGCACUCGCGCAAGUCUUAGAACAGGUCCAACAAAGUGCCACCAUGCAGCCAUCCCUCAGAGGUCUUAAAGCGUGCACCAAUCUCCGAUGGAAUGAUUUCGCCGUUCAGCCAUCUAAGAACUUCAUAAAGGCUGGGAAGCGAUUCUUCUACCCAGCAAUCUGGAACUCCAACCAAGGCCCUGUGAAUGUUACUUUGAUGCUUUACAAGGAGCAAAUGGCAUCGCAAAUGAUUUGCCAGCAAUCAGUGCAACCUCAAUUAAGCCUGAACGCUAUUACGGAGUUUUGCGAUCUGGUGCCACUGCAGCAAUUUGGGGAGGAAGGAGAAGAUUUAGUUCAAGCUACUAUCGUAGUUUUGGCGCAAGCUCAAGUCGACACCAUCCAGUCCUACGGGGAGAAUCUUCAUGCUACCGAAGGCCUUACCACGAAAGAGUACCAAUUGGUCCAAACAGAGCAAAUUCAUGAGGCCAUAUUCAUGAUGCUACAAGUCAUAAACGGGCUCAAAUGUUUGCAAGCCCGAGGAAUGGAGGAAAUUCCUGAAAGUUUGACGUCAUUCAUUGCUUUAAAGGAGAUUCAGCCAAUAGCGACCCACGGAAGUGCGUUGACUCUGCCAUCUCCAGACGACAGACUGAACUCAUUGUGGGCGCCAAAGACCAAUUCUUAUGGGAGACUUUGCAUAUUGCAGGGAUUGAGCGAAGAAAUCAACUGCAACAAAUCAGCAGAGGACGAGCAUUUCAAUUCUUUAUGUAAAUGUGCUAUCAAGGCGUUGGAGAUUCUCCUACCUGGGGAGAAACUGACACCUCUUCUUAAAGAGCUAUUGGACCACGAACGGGCGAUAUCUUUGAAUCAGGCGAAAUCAGUACUGGAGUUCAUGCUUUGGGGACCGCUGGACAUCGUCCAGGGAGUACCAGUUCAAGAAAGGGAAUUGUCUCUACAAAGAUGGCUAGACCUUGAACGAGCAACUGUGCUUCAUGGACUGGUGAGGACAAGAGUCCAGCUAAAUGUCUUCGAACAAUUGCAUCUUAUGUUUUUAGUACGCUCAACUGCUAAGGCCAUGUGUGACGCGUCUGUGUUAUUGGAAAAAGCUAAUGUUUAUUAAUCUCUGUAAAUUUUGAAUAAGCUUUACUUUGGGAGCCUCGAUUUCCGUCUAUUUAAUUAAAUGGUAACCCUAUUUAAAAAAAUGUUAAUUUGUAAGUUGUUGCCAUUACAAAGUCGCAUUUAUAUAUUCUUUUUUUAUUUUUUAAAUCUGGAAACAGACAACCUGAGCCAACAAAACAUUAAGAGAGGCAUCCCAUUAUUUCUAAGUAUUUAGUUUAGUAGGCACCCGAAAGACUUUUUAUAUUUAUAUUGUAUUUUUAACAUUACAGAUUACUUAACAAAAAUUUAUAAAUAAUGUCGAUUGCUCUGCUCACAAUUUCAUCUAAUUUGACUGGAUUUAAAAUCGUUUCCCUUUCUAUUACAUAAGUAAUUAAAGAGAAUGAUACUUAAUCAUUUUAGAUCGACCGGAAUAGUUUUGGAAUUAUGUGCAGUAGAAAUAGGCUAGGCGUAAGAAAUAUAUCAAUGACACUAACAUUGUUUUGGGGCAGGUUUCAAAAUUAUUAUUUUUUAAAGUAAACUUCACCGUGCCGCAAAAGUAAGUUAAGAGCCGUUUUGUGCGCUUCAAAGUAACGUUUAAACCCUGUAGUCUAUGUUUCUUUAUGUACCAUAAUAUAACGUUGUUUGCCCAGCAAAAAGUUAUUUAGUAGCCUUAACAAAGCAAUAUUUUCCCUCUCAUUGCAACAAUACUGUAUAAAUAGAUCAACAGACAAUCAGAAAAACCAAAUAAUAAAAUAUAACAAUAAUAAAUUUAAGGAAUCUUUUUAGUUUAAAAAAAAUUAUUCAAUGUUAAUUUUGUAAUAAAACUUCAAUAUGAAUUAUAUUUUGCGUCAAUCUAUCUGGGUUUUGCAACGAUCAGUACAUUAUUUUUCUAGGAUUUUAACGUUUAA
Molecule: messenger RNA, 5431 nt
Organism: Hyposmocoma kahamanoa
Lineage: Eukaryota; Metazoa; Arthropoda; Insecta; Lepidoptera; Cosmopterigidae
Exons: 6
Coding region: 391-4545 (1384 amino acids)
Source: RefSeq, a predicted model, not a curated record